AUGUCGAAGGCGAAGCGGAAACGCCCGGAGGACGACGUGGGUGUCGGUACGCGCGCGUCGACCCGAAACCGCGGCGGCACCGCGGGAGGCGCGUCCGCCACGCGCCCCGACGGAGGAGCGGAUGGCGGAGCAAACUUCCACGCGGGAGGCGUCGAAAAAACAAACAGCACGGCGGGCGCCUCCGCGCGCUCGCGGAACCGCGGGGGGGCGCGCGCGCCGGCGCCCGAGCCUAAGGGCCGCAAGCAGCGCGAGCGAACGUGGCGCGACCUCUCCCAGAACGCCCUCUACGACAUCGUCCGCCGUCUGGAUGGCCCGAGGGCUGCGAAGACGAAGAGGCGGGAUCUCAUCGCGAGGCUCGAGACGUGCGUCGCCGAGCUGGUCGCGUGCGCCAAUAAAUUGAUCCAAGUCGCGGCCCGGAUCGAGGAACACCUCGCGCACGCGGCGUCCACGAAUCCGUCGUUCCGCAUCGAGCGCGACGCCCUGCGCGAGGGGAUGGCGCGGCUCGAGGCGUUGGCGCGCGAGCACGUACGUCGACACGCGCGCGACGAUCCCCGGACGCUGUCAUCCGAUAAGAUUGUUCGAGCGAAGAUCAACGCGCGACUCGUCGCCGCGUCUCUCCCCAUCCUCGCGGCGUUCCUCAGGGACAGCGUGUGCGAGGCGUGCCCCCGCGCGACGAUCGCCGCGUGCGACGCGUUCGAGGCGCUUCGCGUCGAGGUUCAGCUCCGGACCAGCGUGAGGGUGUACCGCGAGAUGCCCGCGCUGAGAAAGACGCUUUACGACGGCUCGGUGACGAAAGAGCUCGCCGCGGAGCUCGUGACGCGGGUCUUUGGCGAGAUCGAGAAGCCGAACGACGACGGCGACGGGAGGAGGGAGGGGGCGGAGGCGUCGGAAGCGGCCGCGCGACGAGGGGAACGAAGGAGCGGCGACGAAGGGAACGAAGACGACGAAGGGGGCGGGUGGGUCGACGGUUCCUCGCGGAUCGCGCCGCCGCCCUUUGUCGUCAACGCGCUCUUCUCCGCGUGCGCCGCCUCGGGCUCGUCCGUGUGCUUCGCCAACCAGACGCUGUGGACGAUGGCGCGCCCGCGGGGGGGCGAGGACGAGGGGGAGAGCUCGGAGGCGGCGAGGACGUGGGCGGCGCUGUGGGGGGAGACGGGCGACGUCGCCCCCGCCGAAGGCUCGGGAAGGGGGGGGGGAAGGAGACGAAGCACCCGGGCUGGGACCGGGACCGGACCCCCGGAGGCUGCCACCGCCGGCCGCCGCCGCAGCGCCCGCAUCGCGGCGCGUCCCACCUCCCGAGCCGCCGCCGCGCCGGAGAGCCUUUUCCACGGAAACGGAACAUCCCCCGGAAACAUCCCCGGAAACAUCCCCGGGAACGAUGGGCGCUUUCGCGCGCACCAGCCCCCCGCGCGUCGCAACGCGGUCAACUUGUCGCACGACCUCGGCCGCGGCGGCUUGGCUUUCUCGAGGCGAUACCCCGAGGCGCUCGGCCCGUCCGCCGCGCCCUGGACCCUCGUCAACGUCCACGGCGACGAGGAGGAAACGCAGAACACGUCGGACGGGGAUCCGCACAGCGACGCGGAGACGUACGUCUCGGACGUGGAGUUCAGCGUGGGGUCGAGGGAAGGCGAAUACCCUCAAUACGUCAACGACGAGGACGUCAGCGACGAUAACCGCAGCGACGGCCCUUUCCGCUCGACCGCGCUCCCCAGCGCCCUCGAAGUUCAACGACAACAACGGGCACGCCUCCACGAACACCGUGUCGCGCACGGACUCGCCCCGAUGGAACACGACCUGACGCCGCCCGACGUCGCGGUGAGAGACCCGAACCACUCGCGGCGGCCGUUUGGGGGUUUUGGACGCGACCACCGUCCGUCGCAGCCGGUGGGGCUGUCGUGGGACAGCGAGCUGAGCAGACUUUUCGGCGAUUACGAGCGGAUAACGAUUAUACCGCCGGCGAACGGGGAGGGCGCGCCGAGCGAGGGCGCGAGGCCGCCGACGAGGCGGGGGAGGCGAACGGACGCGGAGCCCUCCUCGUUGGGUCGAGGUCGUCGCGGGUCGAUUCGAAUCGAGGACGAGUCGAUCCCCGAGUCGAACCCCGAGUCGAUCCCGCUCGCGGCUGUCGCCAAGGCUGAGGCGAUGCGAACCUCGGUGCAGCUGCUCGCGAGGCUGGUCAAGUACGAGCUCUUCAGGCGGGACCCCAUCCCGAGCGCCUCGAUGGGGCCAAAGGCGGGCGCGCGCUCAAAGGCGGGUGAGGGUUCGGGGUCGGGGUCCCCGGGGUCGGGGUCCCCGGGGUCGGGGUCCCCAGGGUCGGGGUCCCCAGGGUCGGGGUCGGGGUCGUCACCCGCUCAAAACCUUCAGCCGCUCGGCGGCCGGUCGCCGCUGGUGCCCACGUUCAGCUCGAGCGGGCUGAAGAUGCUCGAGUUUCUUCCCAAAUCUCGCGACGAUCCCGCGAACGGGGCCGAGUUCACCGUGCUGGACCUCGUGAGGCCGCACCUGGCCCGCGACGGCCGCGCCGCGGUGCUGCUCGCGUGCGGUUGCGAGCUCUUCGCCGCGAGGGACGCGCUUCGCAUGUGCCCUUUCGAGGCUUGCGCCGGGGUGUACGCGUGCGCCGCGGCGAGGGUGCUCGGAGAGGUUUGCGGCGAGUGGCACGCGAGAGGUCCGCCCAGACGCAACGCCGCGGAUGGCUGGAUCGCCGUGACCAAGCUCGCGGAGACGCUCGCGCAGUCGUGCGUGCCCGCCGGAAGGGGGGGCAGAAGGUCCGGGUCCGCGUUUGGCCAGCCCCCGCCAGCCCUCGGAGCCCUCGGCCACCCGCCCGUCCCAAACGCGGGUGGGAGGGUUGGGUUUAACAACCCUAAUAACCCUGUUUCUCCUAACCUGGCUGAGCCCGGGCGGGACGGCGCGGCGGCGUCCACGUCCGCGGCGGGUUUUCUCGCGGGUAUCGCGGGACCGACGGGUGAAAACCUCGGGAGGGCGCUGCCGGCGCUGAUGUCCGCGCUCGUGACGUCCCGCCCGCCGCAGAGGGUGGUCAACUCGCUCGCCGAGUCGACGAACCUCCUGGCGCGCGCCGUGACGCAUCCGCCGCCGCCCCAAUUCGGUUCCGACGUCUUUGUCAAACACCGCCGCGGCGCGCGGGCGGGGUUGUGUGCACACGCCGAAGAGCCGAGCUCGCUCGCGGACGACGUCGGUCGCGCCAUGCGGGCGUCCGCGGUGGACGCCAUUCGCCGUUCACUCGGGGACGUGGAGAAUUGGGCACGCGACGGGGUGGUGGCGCAUCUCAAACGUCCGGCCGCGUCGGGUCGCGCCGUCGCGGACGACUGCUCGGCGGUGGCGAGGCUGGUGUGCGCCGCGUCGACGGUUACCGAGAUUGACGCCACCCGAGUCUCCGCCGCGCGCAUGGCGUUCGCCAAGCACGCGGCCGCCGCGCGGCCGGAGAUGCGAACGCUGGCGAACGCGAUCAAGGCUGGCGUCUCCGGACGCGAGUUGGACGCGCAGUGCGGGGAUUUGAUUCGGUCCGUGCGACGCGUGGUGUCCAUCUGGCCGGGGAUGGGGGACCCGAGCGCGUUUGAACCCCUUCCGGAUACCGUCGUCGCCCUUCCGGACGACGCCGUCGUCGUCGGCGACCGGUGGGUGCGUCCGUCCGGUGGGUCGUCGCCGAAUGCGGACCUGUGCGGGCUCACGCCGGCGGCGCGGGCGAUGCUAGCGACGUUGGAGGCUAUCGAGGCGGCGGUUGACGCGGUGGUGGCGUCCGCGUGGCUCUCCUCCGCCGACGCCCGCCGGGGGCUCGGCCGGGGAUCCUACGGGCCCGACGGCGUGUUCGACGGGGGCGGGUUCAACGACGACGACGCGACGGCUCGCGCCGAGAACGACGCGCUUAAGAACGCCUUCUCCGCCGGCGCCGUCGGGGCGCCGUUCAAGACGCUCGUCGCCGCCGCCGGCGCCGUCGACGCCGCCGCCGGGAUUCUCCGCGGCGACGCGAUGAACUUUUGCGCAGACGACAAACGCGUGGACGAACUCGACGCGCCCGUCGCGCCGAAGGCGCCCGAGUACGCGGACGUCGCGCGCGAGAUGUCGCUGCUGGUCGAGCGGUUUGCGCCCACGCUCUCCCGGCUGGUCAACGCGGACCCCACCGCCGUGACACCCGGCUCGCCGCUCGCCUUCCUCGCGGAGCGCCACCCCCACCGAUUGCCUUUCGCGGCCAAGUUUAAGCUGCUGCAGCGGGAGAUUCGCGCCUCGCUCGUCGGCGCGAAUGCUUCGCUGUUCCACCGGUCGUUUGACCUGGAGGUUUCGCGGUCGGAUCCGGCUGGCGGAUUUUACGACAUCGUCGACAGGAUACGGGCUCGCAUCGCGGCGCAGCGCCGCCGCUCGGUGACUCACCGCCCGGUGAGUCACCGCUCGGGAGGCGGGCUCGGUCUCAUGCGCGCGGGGCCCGGGCCCGGGCCGGGUGUCGAUUCAGAUUCCCUCGACCGGCGCAUCGACCGGCAGAUUGCCGCCGCGACGGAGUUUCGGGGCAGGUUCAACGCGGCUACCCGCGUUCACGCCCGGGGUCAGUUUCCCGCGGAGGUUCCGUGGGUCGACUUCGUGGAUUCGCCGCCGCCGGCUGUGUCGAACCACCCGAACCGGUACUCGGCGGCUUUUCCGACCAACUCGACGGACGCCCUGCGCGGCGUCGUCGUCAACGCGUCCUUUCGCGGCGAGCUCGGAAACGGCCCCGGCGUGGUUCGCGAGGCUUUUCAGCUCGCCGCCACCGCGCUCCUGUGCGACGAGGACCGCGCGUUGUUCCGCCCGUGGCCCGGAGGCGUCGGAGGAGGUUUGGAGGAGUCGGGCGGCGAAGAAAACGGUCAAAGAAACGCCUGCGUUUGGUACCACGUCGACCCGACGUGCGCGGUGGGCGAGUCGCCGCUGACGUGGCGUUUCGUCGGCAGGUUCAUUGGCCUGUGCAUCACGUCCGGGUGCCACGUGCGCAUGCCGCUGGUGCCGUGGCUGUGGGAUCAGCUGCUGCACGGCGCGGACGGCGGCUUGGCUCGUUCGAAAGACGGGUACGUUCCGGGCUUUGUCGACCCGACGGAUCGGUUCGUGGGCGAGAAACUCGGCGAGGUGGCCAACCGCGUCGGGGGGGUCGUCGCGAGAUCGGGUGUCGAGGGUGCCGAGGGUGCCGAGGGUGCCGAGGGUGCCGAGGGUACCAAGCUGCCGGCGAUUUCGCGGAUCAAGGCGGCGAAGGAGAGGCUCGAGAGACGCGGCGGGACGACGGACGCGAGGUGGCUUCGGACGGACGACUCGACGAGAACCGACGAGAACCUGGGAGAAUUCGAGCUGGAAUUCGAGCUGGAAGAAGGAGAAGAGGAGGAUCGCGCGACGUACCUGCGCGCGCUCGAGCGGGUGCUGUCCAUCGCCCCCGGCCCGCACGGCGACGCCGCCGCCCUCAGGUGGCUCGACCUCAUGGCCGAGGUGGAGCCCGAGUUUCAUCGCUCGCUUCUCGACCUCCUCCGCUACCCGAUCGCCUCGGAGCGCAACGCGUGGGCGGUGAACAUGCUGACGUUCACGCGCGACGCGUCCACCGCCGGCGACGGGGGCGAAAACCCGGAAGGCGAAGAACCGACUUUUCGAACCGUCGAGCUCAUCCCGGGCGGCGCGGGCGUCGAGGUGACGGACGCGAACAAGGCGAGGUACGUCGCGGCGCUGGUGCGUCACCGCGCGACGCGUUCGCGCGGCGCGUCCACGCUCAGGGCUGUGCGAUUGAUGCGCGAGGGUCUCGACGACGUCGUCCCCCUUCGCGCGCUUCGAGCGUUUUCGUCCCACGAUUUGCGCAGGCUUGUGUGCGGCGUGGACGAGCUGUGCCCGCGGGCGUGGCGCGCCGCGACGUCGCACACGGACUUUGGCGCGUGGUCCGCGAGCGCGUCGGUGCAGGGGGGCGUGGUGGGAAACGGGCCGAACGGCGGGGCGAGCGGCGGGCCGGGCGGCGAGCCCGCCAUCGUCGGUUGGUUUUGGCGAUGCGUCGAGCGGCUAUGCGCCGAGCGGCGAAGGGCGCUGCUGCAAUUUUGGACGGGAGCGUCUGCGCUGGGGCCGACGGGGUUCGCCGGUUGCGAGUUUCGUCUCACGCUGGCGCGCCACCUGCGGCCGGAGUCGCUGCCGGAGUCGCAGACGUGCUCGAGGACCAUCAAGCUGGCGGAGUACCGGUCGUUUGAGCAGAUGCGGAGCAAGCUGAUGAUGGCGCUGGAUUUUGGCGCAGCCGGUUUCGCGUUUGCGUGAGGGAUGUUAUGGGACGAAAAGACGCGGGACACGCGCGUCGUUGGCACGAAUCGGAUAGUUCGGUUGUUUUCACGGUACAUACACGUACGUACGUU
Molecule: messenger RNA, 6341 nt
Organism: Micromonas commoda
Lineage: Eukaryota; Viridiplantae; Chlorophyta; Mamiellophyceae; Mamiellales; Mamiellaceae
Exons: 1
Coding region: 1-6246 (2081 amino acids)
Biological process (GO): protein polyubiquitination; proteasome-mediated ubiquitin-dependent protein catabolic process; positive regulation of protein catabolic process
Molecular function (GO): ubiquitin-protein transferase activity
Source: RefSeq, a predicted model, not a curated record